Messenger RNA from Adelges cooleyi (spruce gall adelgid), 2777 nucleotides. Its product is annotated as multiple inositol polyphosphate phosphatase 1-like. The record is from RefSeq and is a predicted model, not a curated record. The transcript is spliced from 14 exons. The coding region runs from base 214 to 2472 and encodes 752 amino acids. NCBI's taxonomy places the organism in Eukaryota, Metazoa, Arthropoda, Insecta, Hemiptera, Adelgidae. Gene Ontology annotation, molecular function: inositol phosphate phosphatase activity; acid phosphatase activity.
UACAACUCUGGUUGGAGAACCCUUUGUUGUCCGAACAAUGAAGAAACACAUCCCGAAUGGUACUUUUCCACGUUAACCUCAUACAAUUAUGUUUCUUCCAAGAGAAUAAAUGUACCAGACGAAACUCCAAUUCAGCUUUUCGUGGUAGCUAAACAUGGCACGCAUACUCCAUUUUGGAACAAUAAUAAGGUGGAACACUAUGAUCGAUAUCAGAUGAGGGAUAAAUUAAACAUUUCCGAAAAUGCUGAAAUGUGUCCAUCGGAUAUUAAAGCAAUUAAUGAUUGGCAUCCAACAAAUAUUGCAACAAACGCAGCAGGAUUAGUAAAAAAAGGCCGCGAUGAAAUCAUAGAAUUAGCCCAGCGGAUUCGAAAUGCUUUUCCAGAUAUAUUUACCAAGAGAUACAAGAAGAAACACUAUGAUGCAUUGACAAGGCCGGAGCAAUAUUGUAAAGAAACUGGAAGACUUUUUUUAAAAACUAUUUUUAACAAUUCAAACAUUAAUGUUGAUACUGUUCCGGUAUGUGUCAAAGACGACAAAAUACUAAUGAUUGAUUCUCACAUGGAAAAUUAUCGAUCUGUGAAAAAAAUGUAUAAUAGAGAAAAAAUACACUUCUUGCACACCGAUCACUUAAAGAAUGUUUCUCAAAAGAUUUUUAAAAUAUUAGAACGCGAACCCAAAGGCCCUUUAAUAGAUUAUAAAUUGGUGUAUUCUUUGUACAACACGUGUGCAAUAGAAAGAUCUCUCGAUGAACAAUCAAUACCACCUUUGUGUCGCUUAUUCAGCAAAGAAGAUCUCAACGUUUUGGAAUACACGAGAGAUCUCUUAUACUACUUUGAAGAAGGUUAUGGGAAUCCGUUUAGCGCAAAAUAUGCUUGCCCAAUGGCCAUUCGCUUACUAGAAAGCUUCAAAAAUAAAAUAGAAGAAAACGGUCCAAAAGGUGUUUUUUAUUUUGGAAACUCGAUAAACAUAUUGAAUUUGUAUGUCAUGUUAGGUUUAUCCAAAGAUAAAGUUCCAUUAAUGUCAUCCAACUAUGAAAGUAUGAAGGACCGAAUGUGGAGAACUUCUAAGAUGGCUCCAUUGGCAGCAAACUUUAUGGCUGUACUUUCCAAAACCGGCAAACGCUCUCAACUGAAUUAUUACGUGCAGUUUUAUUUUAACGAAAAACUUACGUCCAUAACGUUAAAUGACGGGUCUGGAUGUGAAAAAUGUCCGUGGUCAAAGAUUAAAGAGAAGCUGGAAAAAUAUAUACAAGACUAUAGUUGCAGGUCAGGUUUCAAUGCAAUUCAGCCGGACAAGUCAUAUUCCAAUCAGUAUUGGCAUUUUUCCACGAUGACAGCAUACCGUUUGGUUUUCUCUGAUGAAAUUAAAAAACGACAGAAUGAUACACCGGUUCAGAUUUUUAUGGUCAUGCGGCAUAACAUGACAUUGCCGUCUGACGACUUUUUUAAAGAAUGGACACGUUAUCAGGGUUAUAAAUACAAAAUUACCGCAAAAACAAAACUUAGCAGGACAGAUAUAAUUAACAUUCAAGAUUUUGAUGGAGAUACUCACAAAGAUAGCAAAGACAUUGUAUUACAUAUUAAAAUAGAAGCCAUAGCCACUCGCAUUCGACGAGCUUUCCAGAACUUAUUUAGCACACCGUUUAAUUCAGAAAACUAUAAGGUGUUGUCAAGGCCAGAGAAAAUUUGUAAGAACACUGGAGAAAUGUUUUUGCAAAGUCUUUUUAAAAACGAAAGCAUUACCAGCGUACCAGAAUGGGAGAAUAGUAAUCAGUUACUAAUGGUGGAUGAACUCAAUGAAAAUAUCGUGGAAUCUGAAAAGUUCAAAAAAAGUUACGUUAUAAAUAAAGUUUUAGAAAGGGUUGCAAUCCAUAUGGGGCUUGAGCCUGGAGAACUCGAUUUUGGUUUCAUUAACUUUGCAUAUGAGACGUUUCGCUUAAGGAGGGCUUACGAUGAAUCGUCAUUUCACCCGUUGGGCAAGAUAUUCUGCCAAAAAGAUCUCAAAGCAUUGGAAUACAUUGAAGAACUAAAAUGGUACUAUACUGCUGGUUAUGGAAACCCUUCGAGCUUACAACAAGCUUGUCCUAUGGCCAAAAGUCUUUUGGAAACUUUCAGAACAAAAACCGGAGGAAGCGGUCCAAAUGGCGCUUUUCAUUUUGGAAACGCUCAUAACAUAUUUCAUUUAUAUGUCAUACUGGGUCUAGCCAAAGACAAAGCUCCAUUAGAUUCAGCUAACUACAUUGCCAUGGAGGAACGUCAGUGGAAAAGUUCCACGAUGGUUCCAUUGCUUGCAAACUGCAUGGCUGUACUUUUUAGGAGCGAUAAUGGCCAAUACAAAGUAUCAUUUUAUUUCAACGAAAACCGCAAGCUCAUAACGUUGGAUGGCGGGCGUACAUGUGAAGUAUGUGAGUGGUCCGAUAUUGAAAAGCUGUUGACGUUAUACAUUGAAAAAAAUGGCUGCACUAGCCACUAGGUUGAUGAGAUAAUCAAAAUAUAUACCAUAUAAAAUAACUGAAAUCAAAUCGUAUUUGCUUACUGGUAAUUCAAUUUGAUGUGUUGUGAAUAAAUAACUGUAAAUCGUAUACACUUUACGUUAAUUAUAUUAUCUAUUUCAUAUUGUUUUAGUAUAACAUUCAACACUUAGCAUAAUGUUUUGUUCAAGCUUAUGAGUGAUUAUUUUCUGUGGUAAUUAUUUUUGUCGCAAUAUUUUACAAAAAUGUGUGUAAUUAGAUUGACAACAAAAAACUAACUGUUUCUCCAUUUUAUUAAUUUUAUUUU